GGAAAGCUGUCAGUGCUACUUGCUAAUAGCCUAGCCUAUACUAGUUGCUUAUGCUUACAGUUACAGCUUAGUGAUUGAACUGAACAAAUAAAAACAUAAACUUGAAAUCUGAAACUGAAAGUCUUAAACUCUUUAGAGAGUAGAGACUAAUGAGAAAUGGCGUCAAAAAAGCGAACAGCUUCUACAAGUGUACAAAGUCAAAGUCAUGUGGGUGCUGUAGGUGGUGCUGAUCAAGUGGAUUGUGAAACUGUAAAUGUAGAGAAUAAUGAUUCUGGCAGCGAUGAAAGCAAUGAGUUCAGUGAGAAUAACAGGCAUAAUGAGACCCCUGCUAGUACUUCUGCAGGACAUCCAUGGACCAAAGGGACUAUUGAGCUGCCAACCAAAUUCUUCCAGUUCAUCGAGCUUACAAAAAAUGGGAAAGGGUUUUUUGUUAAAUGUUUGAAGUGCCACGAGUUCAAAACUGCCUACAACAAGAAAGGGAAAAUAGAGUUGUUAUCUGUUACCAGGAACUCUGUGUAUAACGCAAGAAGACAUAUGGAGCUUAAGCACCCUGAAUGUCUGGAAGAAUUCAAUUCGCUCUGGUCUGAAAGAGGAAAAGACCUCAACAAGACGAACAAAAAUGCUGACAAGUCACAAUUGAAGCAACCUAAAAUAGUUGGACAUUUAUUGGAUGGCACUUCGAGAUUUAAACAGAUAAGAACUCAGGAUGAAUUAGAUAAAGCAAUUUUGUUACUGACUGAUUAA
Molecule: messenger RNA, 744 nt
Organism: Daphnia magna
Lineage: Eukaryota; Metazoa; Arthropoda; Branchiopoda; Diplostraca; Daphniidae
Exons: 5
Coding region: 157-744 (195 amino acids)
Source: RefSeq, a predicted model, not a curated record